Messenger RNA from Brassica oleracea var. oleracea, 1267 nucleotides. RefSeq names its product F-box/kelch-repeat protein At5g39560-like. Gene Ontology annotation, molecular function: protein binding. Lineage: Eukaryota; Viridiplantae; Streptophyta; Magnoliopsida; Brassicales; Brassicaceae. The record is from RefSeq and is a predicted model, not a curated record. The transcript has 2 exons. The coding region runs from base 59 to 1267 and encodes 402 amino acids.
UAUAUUAUUUGUAACUUUUGUUUUAGAGACUCAACUGCAACUUGGCCGGCCGAUCAUCAUGACUUCGGAAGAAGUUCAACCAACCCAAAUAAACAAGACGGUUCCUGAGUCACCGUCGUCGUUUCCAUCGCUACCAGACGAAAUCAUAGAGAACAUUCUUGCCCGUGUCACGAGAUGGAAGUACCCAUCGCUCUCUCUCGUCUCAAAGGGAUUCCACUCUCUCUUAUCAUCUAGGGAGAUCUACAAGACUCGAUCUCAAAUAGGAGCCAAUGAAACAUGCGUCUAUGUCUGGUUAAAGUUGCCCGGUCACCCAUGUGCGAGCUGGUUUAGCCUUCGGACGAAACCUAAUAAUCAAAACCAAACCAAGCAUAAAAGGAAGAUGAGGUUUAAGCGCGACCCGAGUGGAUUUUCUGUUGUUCCUAUAGCUUCCUCUCCUACCGAUUCUUUUCCCGAACUAUAUUACACCAAAACGGUUGGUCCGGAAAUCUACAUAAUCGGUGGACCCUACGUUAACAAACCGUCUUCCUCAGUUCGGAUCUUCGACUGUCGGAGUCACACUUGGCGUGAUGGCCCUAAGAUGACCGUGGCUAGAAAGCAUGCGAAUACAGUUGUACUCGAUGAGAAAAUAUAUGUGAUGGGAGGUUGCGAUAUUGACGCCUACUAUGCCAACUGGAUUGAGGUAUUUGACGUAAAAACUCAGUCAUGGGCAGCCUUUCCUGGUCCUGGCGUUGAUGAGUUAUGCAACCACUUUCGCAAAAGACGUUGCUAUAAUGUUAAUGUGUUCGAAGGGAGAAUUUACUUACUGACAGGUGAUAAGGAAUACACUUACGAGCCGAAAGAUGGCACAUGGAAACUUGUCAAAGAGAUAUCGAGUUUCCUAUCCGAUGAUUCCGUGGAGGCUUGGUGUGAGAUUGGGAAGGUAAUAUGUUGUCGCACUCGCUCCGGUUAUUUAAUGUGGUCUGCCUCUGAGAAUGAGGGUAGAGUAUGGAGAGAGAUUAAGGGUUUGAAAAAAUUGCGUAGGCACCCUACAAGAGGUUUAAAAAUUGGGUAUGUGUUUGCACUGUUGGACUGUGGUGGCAAACUUUUAGUUAUGUGGGAUCCGUAUUGCAUUUCUGGUAUCAGAAGCAAGAAAAUUUGGUAUGCCAAGAUUUCUUUAGAAUCAAGAUGCAAUGGACGCGAGGUGUGGGGAAAAGUUGACUGUGUCGAUGUGCUUACUUUUCCUGUCGAAUCAUAUGAAGGGUUGGAUUGUUUAACUGCUUCUGUUUGA